CUAGACAUGCAGAUCCGUGUGGUCCAGAUCUGGGGUUUCCUCAUGACGGUGCUGGGCUGGAUCUUUGUGGCUUGCACCAUGGCCAUGGAGGGCUGGAAGAUCACCUCCAUCGGGGGCAUGGGGGGCUCCUCCAUCAUUAAGGUUGCCUGGUACUGGUCCAGCCUGUGGAGAUCUUGUUUUACAGACUCAACUGCUGUCAGCAACUGUUACGACUACCCUGUGCUCUGGUCUGUGGAGGGCCACAUCCAGAUAGUGCGCGGCCUGCUGAUGGCAGCUCUUACCCUGGGAAUGCUGGGGUUUGUGCUCAGUCUGAUGGGUAUGGAGUGCACCUUUAUUGGGGGAAAAGACCGGUCGAAGUACAAGAAGAUCUACACCGGGGGAUGGUGUCACAUAAUCAGCGGUUUGCUAUCCACAUGUGGGUAUGCUGUUUAUGCGGAGUAUGUCUCAGUAGAGUACUUCAACCCUGACUUUAAUGGACUGAAGUAUGACCUUGGCACGCCGCUGUUCCUCGGCUGGGUGGGCUCAACCUUUAGCAUGACUGGUGGUGUCUUCUAUCUGUGGUCGGUGUGUAAACCGCUAUGUGGACAACACACGGUAAUCACCAUCCGGCCAGUACCAGACCCUGAGGACAACAAGACCACCACGGCUCUAUCUACAGUGUCAGAGAUCACCUCCAAGACCAAAGUGUCCUCUGUUUCUGAGUUGUCGUCCAACUCUGAGCGCUCAGACGUGUCUGGCAUCUCCUCAAGAUCUGAACGCACAUCCAAAUCUGGACGCACAGCAAAGUCGGAGCAGUCGUCAAAGACGAGGCGAACCACCAGGUCUGCAGGGUCUGGAGGGUCGAGGUCAGGGUCAGGAUCAGGGUCAGGAUCGGAGACCGGCCUCUCUUCCAGGUCCAGUAUAUCAACUUUGUCUGAGUCAAGGAGCAGCAGCAGCGGCGGCAGCAGCAGCAGCAGCCGGACAGUGUCUUUUGGCAGUUCCAGGAGUGAGACCACACCGUUCAUCAAAAACUCCUAUAUUUAAAUAAAUGUGACUCAUUAGUGAGGGACAGAAGUUAAUGAAUGUCUGAUGCUUUUAUGUUCAAUGUAUGAAAAAAACUAAUUCUGCAGUAUGUCUUUUGUAUUAAAAACUGUUUAAAAAUAUGUUUUAAAAAAUCUUUUUAAUUGAAUUGUUUUG
Thunnus maccoyii (southern bluefin tuna) is the source of this 1176-nucleotide messenger RNA. It is a transcript of the gene cldn10e, whose product is annotated as claudin 10e. The record is from RefSeq and is a predicted model, not a curated record. Gene Ontology annotation, molecular function: structural molecule activity. Gene Ontology annotation, cellular component: plasma membrane; bicellular tight junction. Gene Ontology annotation, biological process: cell adhesion; bicellular tight junction assembly. NCBI's taxonomy places the organism in Eukaryota, Metazoa, Chordata, Actinopteri, Scombriformes, Scombridae.